Molecule: messenger RNA, 1537 nt
Organism: Pogona vitticeps (central bearded dragon)
Lineage: Eukaryota; Metazoa; Chordata; Lepidosauria; Squamata; Agamidae
Source: RefSeq, a predicted model, not a curated record
AUGGACCAGUUCUUCUUGGUCUAUAAACCUCUUCAUGCUGUUGAAGAAGAGGAAUGGAUGAAGUGUUUUGAUGACCCUGAGUAUGAAGAACUGUUAAACAUUGCCAGAAAUGGACUGGCCAAAACUGCAAAGCCAAAGAUAGUUGUGAUUGUCGGCGCAGGAAUAAGCGGACUCACUGCUGCCAAAUUACUGAAAGAUGCUGGACAUCAGGUUCACAUUCUGGAAGCCAGUGACCGUGUGGGGGGUCGGAUAAAGACCUAUCGCGAGAAGGACUGGUACGUGGACUUGGGACCUAUGCGUCUGCCCAAGGCACACAGAAUUAUUCGUGAAUAUCUUAAGAAAUUCAACCUGACGCUAAACCACUUCGCUCAGACAGAUACGAACGCCUGGUAUUUGCUUAGAAACCAAAGGGAAAGGGUGGCCGCCGUGAAUGCCAAUGCCGGCCUCUUUGGCUAUCAACUGGCUCCCCAUGAAAAGGGACGGUCUCCUGAUGAACUCUAUGUGAGCACCUUGGACAAGGUGACCAAAAACUGCACAAUUUUGAAGGAGAAAUAUGACUCCUAUUCCACCAAGGAAUACUUAAUUAAAGAAGGACAUUUGAGCAGAGGAGCAGUAGAUAUGAUCGGUGACCUUUUAAACGAAGAUUCUGGAUUCCACAUUUCAUUUCUUUACUCCAUCGUGGAAUACAUCACAUUUUUCGACGAAAACAGUUUUGAGGAAAUCACCGGGGGAUUUGACCAGCUCCCCAACCGCUUCGCCCAGGAAUUGUCUGGGACAAUCCGUUUAAACAGCAGAGUGGAGAAGAUUGUUCGCUCAGACGAGAAGGUGAGGGUGUUUUUCCGCAAGCUGGAGAAAAACGCCCAGUCGUGCUUGACUGCCGACUACGUCCUUGUCACAUCCACAGCGAGAGCCACACGACUCAUCAGAUUCCAGCCGCCUCUUUCCCACUCCAAGGUUCACGCCUUCCGCUCCUUCCAUUAUGCCAGCUCAACUAAAAUCGCCUUGGCCUGCACAGACCGGUUUUGGGAGAAGGAUGGCAUUAGAGGGGGGAGGUCAAUCACCGACCACCCAUCCCGAAUGAUCUACUACCCUAACCAUAACUUUACAAGUGGCCUGGGGGUCCUUCUGGUUUCUUACACCUGGCAUGAUGAUGCAGAUUUCUUUGUUCCCCUCAGCGAGGAAAAGUGUCUUGACGUGGUGAUGGAUGAUUUGUCAGAAGUCCACAAUAUAUCUAAAGAUUAUCUCAAAUUGGUUUGUAACAGGCACGUGAUCCAAAAAUGGGCCCUCGAUAAAUUUUCCAUGGGGGCUUUUGCUUCUCCCACUCCAUACCAGUUCAGCCACUUUUUCAAGAGUUUGUUUCGGAACGAAGGGCGGGUCUACUUUGCUGGAGAACACACAGCUCACCCUCACGCUUGGAUUGACAGUGCCAUGAAAUCUGCGAUCCGGGCAGCAAGUGGCAUUCACCUCAAUCAACCUGUAUUGUAAGCUUCAGGGAAACAUGACUGUAUGAUGCAGUAUUCUUUACCAAAUUGAUGGG